AUGACAGAAGAGGAGAGGGAGCAGGAGAAGGUGGAGAUAUUUGAGAAAUUUGGGCCAAGUAUUGCAGAGGUGCUGAGGAGAGCUCGAGAGGCGAGAGAGUCGAAGCAAAAGAAGAGCGAAGGAGAGAAGGUCGGUACAGAACCAUCGUCUUCAAAUACUCCUGCUUCUGCCAAGACUGGAGGCGAGGAGGCUGGCACAAGUCUUUCACCACCUUCAUCUCCUUCGCGUCCCCGUUCCGAACGAACCAGGUCCCUCACAAGCGUCCUGCGAUCUUCGUCUCCGUCCCCGACAUCCUCAAGCAGCACACGGCCUCCCAGUCGCUCCGGACGCAAGAUACGGUUCGCCGAUGUGACUCUCAGCGACAUCCAUGUCUACGAAUCAGCACCGCCUUCCCCGCGGAAGAAAGCCCUGGCGUUGCCUCCGCCGUCCGCCAGCGACGACCAAGUUGUUUCGCUUGGAACGUGGAAGCCACCCGCACAGUUCCGUUCACCUGUCGUGCCGCUAGCUGCAUCCCUGGAGGCUGAGUCGGAGGCAUCUCAGGAAGUAGCCGGUAAAGUAGGAGCGCUUGAGGAAGGAACGCCAGAAGACAUCCGGCGGCGAUUCUUCCCCACCGCUCCCGCAAACGACCCAUCAUUGGAGUGGAUGCGAGGAACAGGAACUGCGGAGCGGGAGCCCGAAACCGAGUCUUCCACGCCUACCAUCCGUUUCGAUCUUACCGGCACACCCAUCCCUGCUCAUCUGUCUAACUCUCUGCCGACCCACCUCGGUCUGCACCACCAUGCUGAAGGGUCUCAUGCUGGAUACACACUUGAGGAUAUCUUCCUCCUCUCUCGGUCCACCGUUCCUGCUCAGCGCGCGUCUAUGCUUGGCGUGCUCGCCAAGAUCGCCCAUAAACUCGCUCGAACAUCUGUCGACAAGAAGAAAGGCAUUCCUGAGCUAGUAGGGCAGGAGAUCGCCCUACGCAAACGGUUGCUCGCCGCUGGCGCAGAAGCUAUCGGCGAACGGGCAAGCGUCGGCGCUCGGGCAGUCGAACUUCUAUGGGAGUGCACAUCGCAAUGGGACGAGGAUCUCAAAUCUGUCGAUGGCGUUGAGACGAAGGACCUGGAUCGAGGAGAAGCGCUGUCGUCCCUUCCACUGGACUACCUUUUACCCCAGAUCGCGAACGCGCUGUCCGUCGCGGAGUUGCCUCACGAGAGCCUCUUACAGCUCCUUGCUGUCCUCCAUCGACUCGCGCAACACUCAAACAGCAUCGCGACGGAGAUCGUGAAGACCAAGAAUCUCAUUCCUAGCAUAUUUCAGCGGUUCCUCCUCACACCCAUCCCCCCUACCGACGACUCGCCCUUUCCGAACCCCCUCGCGCUGAAGUUCUUGUGUCUCCUUGCAGCGUCCUCUCGCGAAAACGCGAGCGCUCUGGUCGAUCCUGCGGAUUCCCUCCUACGCUUCGUGAUUACCCUGCCCACAUCGUCCCCGUACCCCCUUCCUCUAGCGACGCAACUGCUAUCGGAGACACUCAUUUUCUACGCUACGUUGGCGUCGUACGGCUUCUACGCGCACGUCACAACCACAGCACAGGAGUACUUCCUACAAAUAAGCAAGUACAUCCGAUCCGCCGACUGCCAGUCCUCCCAGCUUCGAGGCGCCUGGCUACGAGCAUUGGAAGCAUGGACCGUAUGCGCGCGCGAUCCCCACCGCACGACGCCGAGCCACGAAGUUCUUUGGAGCCAAGUCGUGGGAUGGGGUUGGGCGGAGGACAUGCUGGAGCUGCGCACCCAGCUGAACACUUCAGAUGAGGAGACGUGGGCAAGAUUAUGGAGCGCACUAGCCGCCUUCUUGGAAGGCGCAAAGGUCAAUGGGGUUCGAGGAGGCGAGGAAGAGAGAGCUCUGGUCCUUGGUGCACUCAAGGACGACUUCGCCUUCGGAACGCAGAAACAAGUCGUCGAACUCGCUCUGAAAUGGGCUCGCGAAGCACUCGGGAAGCUGAGUGCUGGGAUGCGCCAAGGCAUCCUUGCCUCGGAUGUCCCCUCGUUGCGCGAUGUGGAUCGACAUGCGGGCACGCUUGCCUCUGCGAUGCGCCUCUUCCUUUCAUGCUUCUCCGAGUCACCUGGAGACACCUUGAUCGCACCGCCUUUCAAUCUCCCUUUUGGCGAUCUGUCGAGUGUCUGUGCCGUGAUCACGACACAUCCGCUUUGGACGUCUCUGUACACCUCACAGUCUAUUCCUUAUGGUCACCUGCUCUGCAGACCGCUGUCUACGCUACUCGCAUCCUACCUGCAGCUCUCGCGCAAGAUCCCAGGAACGUCGCCAGAUUUUUGGAUGGCUCAGGGCUUCGCGAUUCUUUGCCGCCUGUUCCCUGGAGACGAGGCAGUCGGGGAACGCACGGUAGUCGACAUCGCGGAGACCAUCACGGCAGACUUCUUGCGAGCGCGCGGGUGGUCUGUGCCCGAGGAUAUCUGGGAGAAAGGUGGAAUGGACGUCAUCGUACCUUUCCUGACUCAAUCGCUGCGAGCGAAAGGAGAGCAGGUCAUCGGUCCGACGUGGUCAACCCCGCAGUCCAUCGCCACCGCGACGACUCAACGCCUCCCGCCACUAUCCUCUCUGCAGCCAAAUGACCAGCGCGACUACCCAUUGCCACUGACGAAGGACUGGAUGUUCUGCCCGCUUGACCACCUACUCAAGUCAGGUGAAUCAGAAGUAUUCAAGAACCUGCCAGACUCGUGGAACGCUUCCGAAGCGGAGGUUGUGCGCGCCACACUCCUGUUCGUCCGAGUCAGCCAAGAGGUCCUGCGCUACCACCGGCUUAAUGACUUCCUCAUGAGCCGCGAAGAGGUCGCGUUCGGGUGUAUGAAGGUUUUCAUGCUCGAGCACGGCCAGCAGCAGGACGAUUCCUCCGAAGAGGUCUUCCGCGACACCAUCGUCGGCCGUCUCAUGACCGAGCUCCUCGCGCCGUUCUCCGCCUCCGCUUCCGCAAAGACGCUCAAGACCCCGCCGCCGUCGAUCCACACGUCUGAUAGCAUCGACGUCGUCGCGAAGCGCUUCCUUGGGAACGCCGUGCCGUUCUACCAAUGGUACACGGACUUCGUCGGGCUCUACGACGCAAUCUCGUUCGCACACCCGCUCUUUGCACGUCUGCUCCUUCCGCCGCUGUCCAUGCGCUAUCCCGCUGACUACCGCAAGUACCUCUGGGCGGACUUCAAUCACGUCUUGCGCACGAUCCGCACUGCACCAGAGGACGUCGUGACGGGCAGCAUCGCCGAGUACCUCUGGCCGGUGGAGACCGACGCGGAGGUCGUGGGCGCGUACUUACGUGCACUGGUAAAGGGUUCUUUGGAGGGCUUCGUCAGGCUCGUUGCGGUCCAUCACAUUGCGUGCAAUAUCUGGCCGGAUCUAGGCUCCGUAGGAGAGGAAAGGACGAAGAAGCUCUUGAAGGCGGUGCUUGUUCAAGGGGGACUCGAGGCGAUCCGGGAUGUUGUGCUGUACCGCCAGAACAGGGAAGGCACUGUUGUACUCCCUCCAGCUUGCUUCGAGCAGCCCGGGAAGUGGAGGGCGCAGAGACUUGACUUCGCGGGAAAGAGUGGUGAGGACGUCAGAGAGAGGCUGACGAACUUGUUAGAAGGCAAGGCAAAUUAG
Messenger RNA from Dichomitus squalens LYAD-421 SS1, 3627 nucleotides. RefSeq lists its product as uncharacterized. Gene Ontology annotation, cellular component: nucleus. The record is from RefSeq and is a predicted model, not a curated record. Gene Ontology annotation, biological process: transcription by RNA polymerase II. The coding region runs from base 1 to 3627 and encodes 1208 amino acids. The transcript has 2 exons. NCBI's taxonomy places the organism in Eukaryota, Fungi, Basidiomycota, Agaricomycetes, Polyporales, Polyporaceae.